This is a messenger RNA of Aethina tumida (small hive beetle), 2907 nucleotides long. Its product is annotated as glutamate receptor ionotropic, kainate 2-like. Gene Ontology annotation, molecular function: glutamate-gated receptor activity; transmitter-gated monoatomic ion channel activity involved in regulation of postsynaptic membrane potential. The transcript is spliced from 14 exons. Gene Ontology annotation, biological process: monoatomic ion transport; synaptic transmission, glutamatergic; modulation of chemical synaptic transmission. The record is from RefSeq and is a predicted model, not a curated record. Lineage: Eukaryota; Metazoa; Arthropoda; Insecta; Coleoptera; Nitidulidae. The coding region runs from base 50 to 2851 and encodes 933 amino acids. Gene Ontology annotation, cellular component: postsynaptic membrane; plasma membrane.
CUUCUAAGAACCUCGGUUUUGUGAAUUUUCUUAUUUACGACUCAUCAAAAUGAAAAUCGCAUUGCAAAAUGUGAUUUCCAUAUUGGUUUUUGCAGCAUAUAAUUAUAUGUGCCUUGCUAAGAAUUCUGUUAUGAUAACUGCUUUGUUUAAUGAGGAGGAUAGCCAGGCGAUUAUGCCGAUGAGAAGUGUGAUUUACACGAAAAAUUUGGUCGAUCAAAAAUUGUUUUACAAACUCCAUGUAGAAAAAGUUUCGGAAACUGACAGCUUCGCCUGCGUCAAACAACUUUGUAAUUUAACUGCACUCAACAAUGAUGUAUUUCAUGGAAUCGCCGUAGUGUUUGGACCUUCAUCAAUACCCUCAUCUGCUAUUCUACAAUCCCUAACUUCUUAUUAUGAGAUUCCGUAUAUUUUGACUAGUUGGAGACCUGCAGGUUCUGCUGUGUCUCCUACAGUUCUAAACUUUUUCCCUGAGGCUGACUUGUUUGCAAAAGGCAUAGCCGAAAUUGUUAGAAGUUUGCAAUGGGAUAAAUUCGUAAUUGUGUAUGAGACUGAAGAAGGAUUAAUCAAAUUACAAGAGGUUUUGAAACUGCAGGAAUACGAGGAAGGCGACAAGAUGGUCAUUACUUUCAAGCAACUCGGUCCAGGCCCCGAUUAUAGACCAUUAUUGAAGGAUUUAGUAACGUCAUCUAUAACAAGAGUAAUAUUAGAUUGUCACCUAGAUAGGAUAAUGGAUGUACUGCUUCAAGCCAAGGAAGUGCAUAUGUUGGAAAUCUUCCACAGUUUCUUCCUCACAUCCUUGGAUGCUCAUACCUUAAACUUUGAUAGUCUUCAAACCGGAGCCAAUAUAACAACAAUUCGACUGUUCGAUACCGCGACCUCUGAUUUCAAAAAUGAAGUACGCAACUGGGAGUUAUCUGAAUAUCACCACAAUAGAAGAGUUGAUUUGAAUCCGCAAAUGAUAAAGACUGAAACAGUAUUGAUUCAUGAUGCAAUUCUGUUGUUUAUCGACUCUUUAAAUACAUUGCAAUUAACCCAAACCAACAUCAGUACCACACCAAUUAAUUGUAAUGGAACUGAUAAAUGGCGUGAUGGAUUUCCAAUCAUGAAUUUUAUGAGAAUUAAACAACCAAUGCAACCUUGUCUGAGCGGCCCACUAGAAUUUGAUAAAGUCGGUCGACGAAUAAACUUUCAGAUAAACUGUGUGGAAAUUCUACAAAAUAAAACUAUCGCAUCUUGGACUCCGUCCGGUGGUUUAAAUCUUAGCAGGAAUGCCGAGGAGGCAAGUCAAAUUAUUUUGGAGAAUUUACAGAAAAACACUGUCAUUGUUGCUGCCAGAAUGGGUUUACCCUAUUUGACGGAAAGGAAGCCGCAGUACACAGGAGAAGUACUAGUAGGAAACGCCAGAUAUGAGGGUUACGCAAUGGAUCUUAUUGCUGGGAUUGCUGAGAUUCUGAAUUUCACAUUCGAGUUCAGGAUCAAUAAGGAUUAUGGGAAACCUGAUCCUAAUACUGGCAAGUGGAACGGUCUUAUUGGGGAAGUAAUUGAAAGAAAAGCUCAUCUUGCAAUUUGUGAUUUGACUAUUAACCAUCAACGGAGAGAAGUUGUCGAUUUCAGUAUGCCGUUUAUGACUCUUGGUAUUGGUAUAUUGACAAAACGUCAAACCAAAAAGGAUGUGAACAUGUUUGCUUUCCUGGAUCCAUUUUCGGUUUCAGUUUGGAUAUACACGGCUACCUUGUAUCUUGCUGUAUCUGUCAUUCUAUAUUUUGUUUCAAGAAUGACACCUGGAGAUUGGGAAAAUCCACAUCCAUGUGAUGAGAAUCCUGAAGAGUUGGAAAACAUAUGGGAUAUUAAGAAUUGUCUAUGGUUAACUAUGGGUUCUAUUAUGACACAAGGUUGUGAUAUUCUUCCUAAAGGUCUAUCAUCCCGUAUGGCAACGUCAAUGUGGUGGUUCUUUUCGUUGAUCAUGACCAGCUCUUACACAGCAAAUCUGGCAGCCUUCUUGACCAUGGAAAGAAUGGAACCUUCAAUAGACGGUGCUGACGCCCUGGCCAAAUCCAAUUACGAGUACGGCACAGUGGACGGCGGUUCCACCCAAGCCUUCUUCCGUGACUCAAAUUACUCCACCUACCAGAGAAUGUGGCUCUUCAUGAGCAGCCACAAGCCCAGCGUUUUUGAAUCCAGCAACGCAUUAGGUGUUGAAAGAGUGCUGAACGCCAGGAAAGUCAAGUACGCUUUCCUGAUGGAGUCCACGCAGAUCGAGUAUUACGCCCAGACUCACUGCGAGUUGAGACAAGUCGGUAACUGGUUGGAUUCGAAGGGAUACGGAAUCGCAAUGCCAAUGAAUUCACCAUAUAGAAGCGAAAUAAAUAGGGCAGUGCUAAAGAUGCAAGAGGACGGGAAGCUGCAAAUGUUGAAGACCAAAUGGUGGAAGGAAAAACGCGAACAAAAGGUGCAAUGCGAGUCGGAUGGUAAAGGGAAUUCGUCAGAGCUCGCCUUAGCCAACGUUGGUGGUGUCUUCUUGGUACUCGGUAUAGGAGUUGGGGUAGCUUUUAUUGUAGCUAUUUGUGAGUUUUUGUGGAACGUUAGGAAUGUUUCGGUGGAAGAACACUUAACGUAUUGGGAAGCCCUGAAAGUUGAGCUAAAAUUUGCCUGCAACAUAUGGAUUACAAAGAAGCGCACCAAACCACAGAUAUCUGAAUCCAGUUCGUCUAAAAGUUCGGACAGUGGAGACAACAAAAGCAUUGCACUUAGUAUUUUACAAAACCCUGGAAGUCUCCUACAUGGACCUGGAUGGAAAAUCGGAUCAAUUCUUCAUUUGGACAACGACAAAGAUGACAAGGAUAAAGAAUAAAUAAUAAUGUAUAUUGUAAAUUAGUUUCAAAUAAAUGUAAUACAAUGAUAAGAAGA